UGCAUAUUUCGCCAAAGGGGAGUAAAAUCUCCGCAAUCCAGGCCACAGAGCUUUGUGCAAGGAAGCCACGAUGGAGAGUUGUGGGAAUCUGGACUCUGUGGGCCUCAGACAGAAGGACAAUGAGAAUUCUGCGGAGCCAUCUGAGGUGUCAUCAGGAACGGCUAACCAUUCAGUGGGGAAGGAGCUGCUUGGCAUUCAGAGGGGAUGGAAAAAGCACAUGGGAAACCAACCAAAGGCAGGGAGGAGGAAGAGAUUCUCUGUUUCUCAGGGUGCCAGUUUCCACAAACUCCUAAUCCCACAGGAAGAUCAGAAAGGAAACAGAAAAGAAAAAUGCCCAGAGUGUGGGAAAACAUUCAAAGAUAAAUCAAACCUGAACAGGCAUUGUAGAACCCACACAGGGGAGAAACCAUAUGAGUGCCUGGAAUGUGGAAAGAGCUUUGGUCACAGUCACCAUCUUACCGUUCAUCAGAGAACUCACACUGGGGAGAAACCCUAUAAAUGCGCACAGUGCGGAAAAGCCUUCAGCGAUAGCGGAAGCCUUACUACCCAUGAAAGAAUUCAUACAGGGGAGAAACCAUACAAGUGUACGGACUGUGGAAAGAGCUUCAGCAACAGCGGAAGCCUUCAUACGCAUAGAAGGACUCACACGGGCGAAAAACCGUAUAAGUGCCUGGAAUGUGGAAAGAACUUCAUCCACAGCGGAAGCCUUCAUGCACACCAGAGAAUCCACACAAGGGAGAAAAUGUACGCAUGCGUGGACUGCGGGAGAUGUUUUGCUUCCGGCAGUCCCUUUAACGCACAUCCCGAAACCCACACAGAGGAGAAACCUUAUAAAUGUAUGGAGUGUAGAAAGAGGUUUGUUAGUAGCGGUUGCCUUAAUUCUCUGCAAAGAAUCCACCCAGGGGAGAAACCAUACGAGUGUGUUGUGUGUGGGAAAAGCUUCAGUGAUGGCAAAAGUCUGACUGCGCAUGAAAUAACUCACACGGGGGGAAAGCCACAUAAGUGCCUGGAGUGCGGGAAAAGCUUCCGCCAAAGCUAUAAUCUUACGUCACAUCAGAAAACUCACACCGGGGCAAAACCUUAUAAAUGCAUGGCGUGUGGGAAAAGCUUCAGUCGUAGUGGGAGUCUUCUUUCCCAUCAGAGAACCCACACGGGAGAGAAGUCCUAUAAGUGCAUAGAGUGUGGAAAGAGCUUCAUCGAGAGCCAGCAGCUUACUUUACAUCAAAGAACUCACACGGGAGAGAAGCCCUAUAAAUGCACGGAGUGCGGGAAGACCUUCAGCACGAGCGGAAGCCUUAACAGACACCAGACGACUCACACAGGGGAGAAGCCCUUUAAAUGUGCCGAGUGUGGGAAGGAUUUCAGUCAGAGGACACACCUUACGAAACAUGAAAGAACGCACACGGGCGAGAAGCCCUACAAAUGUGCGGAGUGCGGGAAGAGCUUCAGCACGGGCGGAAGCCUUCACAGACAUCAGACGACCCACACAGGGGAGAAACCUUUCGAAUGCACGGAAUGUGGGAAAAGCUUCAGUCGUCGAGGGAAUCUCAAUACACAUCAGAGAACCCACACAGGGGCAAAGCGAUGUAAACGAGUGGAAUGUGAGAAAAGCUUCAGUGGGAGUGGCAGCCUUACCUCGUAUCAGUGGAUCGGUGAAGAUGGUUAGCUGUAUCUAGUAUAAAC
Molecule: messenger RNA, 1683 nt
Organism: Lacerta agilis (Sand lizard)
Lineage: Eukaryota; Metazoa; Chordata; Lepidosauria; Squamata; Lacertidae
Product: zinc finger protein 345-like
Exons: 2
Coding region: 71-1666 (531 amino acids)
Source: RefSeq, a predicted model, not a curated record